Messenger RNA from Cyprinodon tularosa, 1692 nucleotides. RefSeq names its product solute carrier family 17 member 9-like. The coding region runs from base 204 to 1520 and encodes 438 amino acids. Gene Ontology annotation, biological process: transmembrane transport. Lineage: Eukaryota; Metazoa; Chordata; Actinopteri; Cyprinodontiformes; Cyprinodontidae. The transcript is spliced from 14 exons. The record is from RefSeq and is a predicted model, not a curated record. Gene Ontology annotation, molecular function: transmembrane transporter activity. Gene Ontology annotation, cellular component: membrane.
AGAAGAGCUGCACCAACCACAGAGAAGACGCCGGUGUGGGUGAAUGGCUGAAAACCACACAGCAGAACAGUUCAGGGACUUAAAGCCUUCUUUGGAUCUUAACAACUUUAGACCCGAUGAACCAGUGGAGGAGUUGGAGAACCAGAAUAUAUGGCCCAGUGCUGCAGACCUCAAGUCUAACUGUCUUGGUCUAAAGCCUCUGCAUGUUAGAGACACGACAUGCAAUUGAAUGUCUAAAAGACCAACAGAGGCGUCUCUACAGUGUGAAAUCACUGGCUCGAAAAUGGAUGGCGAUGCUGUUUUUGGGCACCUGUCUCCUGUACUGUGCCAGGAUGACGGCGCCGGUCUGUGCUGUCUCAAUGGCAGCCACCUUCCACUGGAGUAAAAUCGACUCUGGCCUUGUCCUGGGUGGUUUCUUCUGGGGCUACUGUUUCACCCAGAUCCUGGGAGGACACGUCAGUGACAAAGUGGGGGGAGAGCGUGUCCUGAUCACCUCUGCAGCUUCAUGGGCGCUGAUCACCGCUGGGACCCCUUUGCUAGCUCACCUGGGCUCUCACACCCUCGCUUUGAUGACGUUGGCAAGAAUCCUGAUGGGACUGCUCCAGGGUGUUUUUUUCCCGUCUUUGGCCAGCCUCUGCUCACAGCGUGUUGUGGAAGCUGAGAGAGGGUUCUUGAUGAGCACCAUGCACAGCGGCACUCACCUCGGCACGCUGUUGGCGGGUGGAAUGGGAUCCAUGAUGCUCGACAGGUACGGCUGGGAAAGCAUGUUCUACUGCACUGGGUUCUUAGCUGGACUGUGGGCCGUUACAGUGUGGUAUUACUUAUCAAGAGGUGAUGUUAUAAUGCAGCAAACAGGAACGAAGAGCCACCUCCAAGCAAGUUUGUCCCUGAAACGCUGGCUUUACAUUUUCAAAAAGCCUCCUGUUUGGGCCAUGGUCCUUACUCACAUGUGUGCAUGCAGCACAUCCUACACUCUGUUAUCUUGGCUGCCGACAUACUUUAAAGAAUCAUUUCCUCAUGCAACGCCUUGGGUGUAUAAUGUGGUUCCAUGGUUAACAGCGAUUCCAUCAGCUCUUGGUGGAGGAUUUGUGUCUGAUUUCCUCAUUACCAAAGGAUACGGUGUUGCAUCUGUGCGAAAAAUAAUGCAAGUUGGUGCCAUGGGCCUUUCCAGCAUGUUUAUCUUGCCUUUGUCUGGAGCUGUCCACUUUACUUCUGCUGUGGUUUUCCUUUCUGCUGCAGUCGGGUUGACCACCUUCACCGGAGGUGGUGUGUCUGUAAAUGUGCAGGAUCUCACCCCAUCAUGUGCUGGUGCCCUCUAUGGAUUUAUGAAUAUGAUGGGAGCUUUAAUGGGUCUGGUUCUGGUGUCCUUCUCUGGCUACAUAAUCGAGGUCACUUUGUCCUGGGCCACAGUUUUCUCCCUCAUCACCUUAAUAAAUAUCACAGGCCUUGGGAUCUUCCUCAUCUUUGGAGAUGCUCAACGUGUCGACCUGCAGGAGAAUUGCACAAUCAUUGUGGUUUAAUACCGAGAACUUAUAUUUAUUUUUAUUCAAAUUCUAUUAAUCCCAAAGGGAAAUAAAUAAAUAAAACUGUGCAAGAUUUUUAAAAGAGUUGCAAAUUGCGACGCUGUGGGCUUGACAGGUCUUUCUUCGAGGUCAGUAUUACAAUGGUUCUAAAGAAUUGUCUAACUGAAGA